Annulohypoxylon truncatum is the source of this 1383-nucleotide messenger RNA. RefSeq lists its product as uncharacterized. The coding region runs from base 1 to 1383 and encodes 460 amino acids. NCBI's taxonomy places the organism in Eukaryota, Fungi, Ascomycota, Sordariomycetes, Xylariales, Hypoxylaceae. The transcript has a single exon. The record is from RefSeq and is a predicted model, not a curated record.
AUGGAUUUCGAAGAAGUCCCGCCGAUGUCGCCUAACUUGUCAGGUCCUGCUGGACCUAUCCCCACACGAACUUCCAGCAAGCGUGCGUUAGAAGCUUGGCCAACUGAAAAGCUCAGCACGAAGAAGUCCGAUCUCAGUCUACAAAUAGAAAAGAGGAAAAUGAAUCUGAAGCCCCGUUCUUCAUUUGAUUCAGAGUAUUGGUCAUCGCAUCUUGAAGUUCUAGAGAUGGAGAAAGAGUUGCACGAAUACAACAGUAUAUUGACGUAUAGAGAACACGAGAAGGGAUCUAAUUCGAAACUCCCAUAUAAUGAAUGGCUACGGUCCCUGGAUAUUGGCUUUGAGCUCGGCCGGAAACGGAGAGCAAUAGACCUGAAGCUGUCAGCGGCUAAAUCUCAGACAGCCCGCUUAGCCACACAGCAUCCGAUCCUCGAGUCGUGGAUCAAACUAUUUUUCGGUGCGGCUUCGUACGGUCCCAGGGAUAACCAAGCGCAAAGCCGAAUGCGCGCUGAAAUGAUGGAGAAAUACCACGCAGAGAAACCGGAGGAAGACUCUGUCUGGGAGCCAGUCUGUGGUGCUUGGCUGAGAAGUGACUGGGUGCACGCAGCGCACCUUUACCCCUCCAAAUCGAUUGAGCAUAUAGAUAUCAUCUUUGGAAAAGGGGCCAAGGACGAGAUUAUGACGGCGAUGAAUGGCCUGUUUUUGUGCCCCGAUAUCGAGAAAAUACUCGAAUUGGGAUAUAUUGCGAUCGUGCCAGACGUUCGUCUGGAGGCGGACUCCAAUGAGGACCCCAUCACUGACCUGGAGACGAGGCGGAAAUACGUCCAAGAAUGGGAGAGUACGAAUCCGAAGGAAUAUAAGGUCAUAAUACUUGACCGUAAUGGGCUCGAGAAGAGGAUACGGGGUGUGUUGAAAUACCCACAAGUCUACAAUAUCAAAUCGGUCGAAGACUUAGACGGCCGACGCCUGAAGUUCAUUACGGACUUCCGCCCUGGCGCCCGCUAUAUGUGGUGGGCCUUUCUCAACUCGGUAGUAAAUUCAUCCUACCGCAAUAAAGCCACGAGAGGAAUUGGGGUAGAUAAGGAAGUAGAACUUGGCAAUAGAUACUGGGGAACGAGAGGUAGAUAUAUCAAAAGAGACCAGUUGUUAGGUUUCGUGGAGCAUCUUGGGCAGGACAUCGAGAGCAUUUCGAGUUCCUCGAUAAUGGAACACGGUAUUGAUGAGGAAGAGGGUGAAGAGAAGCCGAAUACGGCAGCUGUUGUAGUGAUCGCGGAUACUAUAAUCCGCCAGGCAAGCUCUAAUCUAUCACGUCUUGGUAUAGAAAACUCGGAUGAAGAGAGUGAUGACGACGAGGAGGAGUGGGGUGGAAAUGAAGAAAGCGAAUAA